This is a messenger RNA of Penicillium taxi, 1569 nucleotides long. It is a transcript of the gene cp9, whose product is annotated as putative serine carboxypeptidase. Gene Ontology annotation, molecular function: serine-type carboxypeptidase activity. The record is from RefSeq and is a predicted model, not a curated record. Lineage: Eukaryota; Fungi; Ascomycota; Eurotiomycetes; Eurotiales; Aspergillaceae. Gene Ontology annotation, cellular component: trans-Golgi network. Bases 1 to 1569 code for a protein of 522 amino acids. Gene Ontology annotation, biological process: apoptotic process; proteolysis. The transcript has 2 exons.
AUGAAUAUCGCCUCCGCUCUCUAUUUGUUUCAGAUUUUGUGGGCCGUGCCGACAUUGCUUCGUUCGCGAGGAGCUCUGAAUGUAAGCCAGUUCAGAGUCCAGUCGCUACCAGAUAGUCCAACUCUAACACCUAGCUGGGCUGGGCGUUUGCCGGUGCCAGGUACGGCCAAUGGAAACGGGAUAUUCUUCUGGCUCCUUCAAGCCGAGAACUUAGUCUACAAUGAUAACUUGAUCAUCUGGUUUAAUGGUGGACCCGGCUGCUCAUCCUUGAUCGGGCUAAUAACCGGGAACGGGCCUAUUUCCUUCUCCGGCAAUUCCACUCGACUAGAACGAAAUCCAUAUUCAUGGUCCAAGCUGGGCCAUAUAUUAUAUGUGGAUCAGCCUGUGGGCACGGGAUUUUCAACCGCAAGCAAUCCUUACCCAGUACAAAGUAACGAGCGAAUAACAGAUGACUUUGUUCAAUGGCUUCAUACAUUCAUGACAUACUUCCCGCAUCUGCAGUCUAAGAAGAUUCAUUUGAUGGGCGAGUCCUACGCAGGAAUCUAUGUACCCUAUUUUGCACAAGCCCUUUUGGAUGGCAGCUACCCGCUGUCAUUGAACAUACAAUCCAUGUCUCUCGGUGAUGGGUCAUGGGGAAAUGCGGCCGCCAUGUCAUCUGUUGCAAUGGGAACAUACAUGCGCUCACAAGCAGAGCUUCUCGAGGUCCCUAACGAUAUUCUUUCCGCCUUCUCCGUAGCGGACCGCACGUGUGGAUUCAAGACUGUCCUGCAAGAGGCUAGCAUCUACCCACCAAUGGGCAAGAUUCAUAUCGAAGGGAAUCCAGAAAGCUUGAAUUAUCGGCGCUUAAAAUGCCGUGAUGUGAAUGCAGAGAUCCUUGAAGGUUCAUGUGACAUCAAUCCCAACACCACAGCUGAGGUCGAAACUUCUAUCUUCAACUCUAGCUGCUACGGGUCCUGCGCGACUUUCUCCACAGCGUUAGACUAUAUGUCAACUAUCUCGGAACAAGGUACAGGGCCAGCCUGCUAUGACGUUUAUGACAUUUCCCACGAUUGCAGCACAAUCAGUCCUUUGCCACUGUUAGCUUCCUAUUUCAGCCGCAAAGAUGUCCAAUCUGCACUGCAUGUCAGUAACAGUGGCGACUACAGCGCUUGCAACUCAGAUAUUCUGGCCACCAUUCUUGCGGCAGCUUCACCAGUGCCUCCAGAGUACUUGAUUCUUCCAAGCUUAGUGACGGAUCACAAUGUCUCUCUCCAUCUUUACAACGGCGAACUAGACAUGCUCAUCAACUAUAUUGGUACGGAGCUCUCAAUCCAAAACAUGACAUGGAACGGCGCACAGGGGUUUUCAAAGAAACCAAGUCAGUUGUUUUAUGCGGAUGAUGCGUUGCCGUCUUUGACCAAACAGACAAGUUCGAAGUCUUCCACGGGCAAGCCGGCUGGGACUUGGGCUGCUGAAAGAGGAGUGUCUUAUCAUCUAUUCAAUGGUGCUGGUCAUAGUGUAUUUGCUACUAAGCAGAAAGAAAUGUUUGCUUUUGUUAGAGAUGUUGUUGUGAGUGAGAAAACGAAUUGA